GGUCUGUGCACGCGCCGCGGGGAGGACGGGGCUGCACAGGCGCUUUGCCCUGAAUGCGCUGCGGAGCACGGGCGGCGGCGGCGGCGGCAGCAGCAGCAGCAGCAAGGAGAAGGAAGAGGGGAGCGGAGCCGAAGGAGGGGCUUUGCUCUCGCCGCUGUUUGCUCCGAGCGAUGCACCUGCUUGCACCUGCGGCGGCGGCUGCGCCCUGAAUCGGCCUGCUGGGUGCCAAGGAGACGGCUCCGCGCGGCGUUGCCCUUCGUGCUCUAUGGCGGAGCUGCCAGGCCCUGGCUGCCCGCUCGCCCCUGGCAUGGCUCCUGCUCAGCCAACCCCCUGCCCCUGCGGCCGAGCGUGAGCCGUCGCUGCUCCCCCGAGGCUUCCCGAGACGCGCGGCGGGGGAGGCAGCCGCUAGGGACUGAACCACCCGAAGCACCCUGAAAGCCGGGGAGCGGGUUGGCCGGCCCCAGCCUUUCGCGGACUUUGCAAGGAGUGGCGCCCGCUGUUGCUUUCCCGCCCUGCUGCGAAGUUGGGGGUCUCCCGUUUUGGAGGCUGAUGGUGGAAGGGCAACCCGGCGGGCGGCAGCUGGAGCGGGGAGGACCCGGCUAGGGAGGGGCCGCGGGGAGAGGCCGGAGGAGCAGCCGGUCCCCUCUCCGGUGACAGGCUGCCCCCAGCCUGCGGGUGACCUUUGACUGGGACAAGCGGGACUGGACGGAACGCGCUUCUGGCAGCCCUGCCCUUCAUGCCCGUCUCCUCCUCUGGGGCUUCCCUGAAGAAGGCACUGCUGCCGGGAUCCGGCUCCGUAGGCCAAGAGUAGCCUGCAUGGGGGGCCCAGCAGGCCGAGGACUGGGCUGGAUGUAAUCCUGGUGCCACCUGGUCUCAGAAGCAUCGGCGGAGGGUUCUGCGAAGCUGAGCACAGGCUGUAUCGGAGGGCCGGGGAGCCAGACCCCCGGCUCCUGUCAUGGGGCAAAUGCCUUGUCCUGAGGAGAGGCCAGAAACAAUGCCAGGGUGUUAAGGGGGCUCUCGGUACUGAACAUCCUCUUGGCUCAGCCGGCGGUGCUGGCUCUUGCAUGCUACCAGUAUGGAGACCAAGAUACCGCCCGCCGUCACUCCCACCAGCCCUUCAUCCCCGGGAAUGUCCCCGGUGCCACCACCGGAUAAAGUGGAUGGCUUCUCCCGGCGCUCGCUGCGUCGCUCCCGCCAGAGGCGGUCUCACAGUUCCUCCCAGUUCCGGUACCAGAGCAACCAGCAGGAGCUCACGCCUCUCCCUUUGUUGAAAGAUGCUCCUGUUUCAGAGCUGCAUGACCUUCUGUGCAAGAAGCUCCAGCAGUGCUCCAUCCUCUUCGACUUCCUGGAUUGUGUUGCAGACCUGAAGGGCAAGGAGAUCAAGCGAGCAGCCCUCAACGAACUGGUGGAGUGUGUGGCCACGAACCGUGGCAUUCUCAUUGAGCCACUCUACCCUGAGAUCAUAAAGAUGAUCACUGUCAAUAUCUUCCGGACACUUCCUCCCAGUGAGAACCCUGAGUUUGACCCUGAAGAAGAUGAACCCAACUUGGAGCCUUCUUGGCCACAUCUACAGCUUGUUUAUGAGUUUUUCCUCCGGUUUCUUGAGAGCCCAGACUUCCAACCCUCAGUUGCCAAGCGCUACAUAGACCAGAAAUUCGUAUUGCUGCUACUAGAGCUAUUUGACAGCGAGGACCCCCGGGAGCGUGAAUACCUCAAGACCAUCCUCCACCGUGUCUACGGCAAGUUCCUGGGCCUGCGUGCCUACAUCCGCAAGCAAUGCAACAACAUUUUCUUGCGGUUUAUCUAUGAGACGGAGCAUUUCAAUGGUGUGGCAGAACUGCUGGAGAUCCUGGGGAGCAUCAUCAAUGGCUUCGCCCUGCCCUUGAAGACAGAACACAAGCAGUUCCUGGUACGAGUCCUCAUCCCACUUCAUUCAGUGAAAUCCCUCUCCAUAUUCCAUGCCCAGCUGGCUUAUUGUGUGGUCCAGUUCCUGGAAAAGGAUGCCAUGUUGACAGAGCAUGUGAUCCGUGGGCUGUUGAAGUACUGGCCAAAGACCUGUACACAGAAGGAGGUGAUGUUCCUGGGAGAGAUAGAAGAGAUCCUAGAUGUCAUUGAACCCUCACAAUUUGUGAAGAUUCAGGAGCCGCUUUUCAAGCAGGUGGCUCGCUGUAUUGCCAGCCCUCACUUCCAGGUUGCAGAGCGGGCUCUGUAUUUCUGGAACAACGAAUACAUCUUGAGCCUGGUGGAGGAUAACUGCAACACGGUGCUGCCCACCAUCUUUGGCACACUCUAUCGUGUCUCCAAGGAGCACUGGAACCCGACCAUUGUUUCUUUGGUCUACAAUGUCCUCAAGACCUUUAUGGAGAUGAAUGGGAAACUCUUCGAUGAACUCACAGCCUCCUACAAAGUGGAGAAGCAGCAGGAACUGAAGAAGGAAAAGGAGCGGCAGGAGCUGUGGCGGCAACUGGACGAGCUCCAGUUGCGGAAGCUGCAAGGACUGGAGGAGGCCAAGAUGAACCGCCUGAACCUGCAGCACAGCUUGGCUGUGCAGAGGGGAGAGGCGAGCUAGGAGGCCCCUCUCCCCUGGGAUCCCCCCUGCUGUGGCAUGGGAGCGACACUCACUGGUGCAGUCCCCAUCCUGUACAGCUGACCCCACUCACCAGGUCUGUGCCAAACCAGAGCUCAUGCCCUCUGCCCUGUCUGUUGGUGGGCAUGCCCCCCCUUCCCCGUUGCCCCACAGGGAUUGUCAAGGCCCCUAUUCAACACUAGACUCGUGGGCAAGUGCACAGCUGUAUUUGGGGGAAGAAGAAUUAAAUUGCAGGGUCUCUGUUGCAUCCUUGGUGUCCCCUAAGACAGGUGCUGGGGGUGGAUUGCAUGUAAAGAAGAACAUUAUCAGGUGAGGUGGGGCCAUACUGGGGUGAGGGUAAGGUAAGGGCUGUCAUUACUGCUGCACAGGCUUGGAACUCAUGUGUAGGUCGAGGUGGGGAGGGGAGCGUGGUUCCCAUGGCAAUAGAAAGCAAUAGACCUCCUGAUCCAAAGUUCACCCUCUGAGUGGGGUUCCAGUGACUAGAGGCUUAAUGUAGUGGGGAGAAUCAUUUAUGAUACCCUGUUGGGGGAGCUCUUUGGGUUUUCUGGCCCUAGGUGUUGCCUCUCUUCCAUGAGGUGAGCCCUUGCUCCUUUGGCGUUGACAGGGUGGCGCCCCUUGUUCGUUGCUCCCCUGUGAGUGGAAGAUGCGGCCUUGCUUUUGUCUUCCCCCAGAAGAAGGAGAGAUGAGGAACCAUGUUAAUACUCCUUGGCAUGUCAGUGGGAAGGGGUUCCCACCACAGUAGGGAUGAGAGACUUGUAUGGCUGAGUGUGUGUGUGUGCAAACCUGGGCCUCUGCAUGCUAUUAUGGGGAGGGGAAGUACGGGGGCUUUUCCCUCCUGUAUUUAGAGCUGGGGGGUUGGCAGCUGCCUCUUCUCUUUGGUAUUUGGGAAUGAAGGAGAUUCUGCCCCCUCCCAAAUCAUUUCAUUGGAUUUCCCACACACACACACUUUUUUUUUUGUUUUUGCAUCCUGUGGUCGGGUGUGUGGUUGCGUGCGUGUGUGUCUGUGACUGAACUUAGCUGCACUUUUGCUUGGACACUCACGGCCCUUAGAUGGAGUGUAGCGUUAUUCUCUUCACACACACCCUUCCUCCCUGCUUCCACUGGGCUUGUUUUUUUAGCCGUGAAUAGAAAUUUGGAGGGGAGGGGGUGCAGAGAAAAGGGAGAGGGUGCUCAAAUUCCUGCACUUUAGAAGAGCUGGUUGUUGCACAGGUAGAAAAUGGGAUGGCUCUGCUGGUCCUCCAGUAUUUGGACAAGGGAGGGGGGAAAGCACCAGACUGUACCAUCUCGGGGAGUGGGGAAAGGUGGCCAUGGUUGCUCACGAUUCUCUCAGGUGUUAGCAUAUUCUCUGCCCAUCUCAAAGGAAAAGGGGAACCUAAGAGACUCUCUAGAAACACUGUUGGGUGUUGACAUGGACUGCAGCAUUUACAACUUGAGGAUUGCAGGACCACAGUUUUACAUAUUUAGUUACGAAAUUAUUUCUUUCUCCUCUUCCUCCUCCCCACAAAGUUUUGGCAGGGGGCAGGGUGAGUGCUCCCCCCCCCCCUCACUAGGCAUGAUGAAUUCAAACGUGCUCUGUUUUAUGGAAUAGUCACAGGGUGGUUCUUUGUGGGAGGGAUGGGGUGGGUGGGUUGCGUGUAUUACAGUUUAUUUUUUAGUAAAACACUGAAGGCAGUUGGCAACCGUAGAGACCAGGUGCACUUUUUCUGUAGUCUUUUUAGCUGAUGCCUCACAGGGGCAUAGUUUCCACAGGAUUAGGCCUUGAGGCCUAGGGGUGGGGCUGCAGAAGAGAGCUAUUUUGGUGGAGGUGGGGGGGAAGUCUAUUUAUUACAAGUUUCGCUACCAUGAGCCCUCCCCCUGCCCUCAUUUUCCUUUUGCUGGACGAGUCUGUAUUCAAUAAAGAUUAAAGUUUCAUGUCA
Messenger RNA from Sphaerodactylus townsendi, 4503 nucleotides. It is a transcript of the gene PPP2R5B, whose product is annotated as protein phosphatase 2 regulatory subunit B'beta. Gene Ontology annotation, cellular component: cytosol; protein phosphatase type 2A complex; nucleus. Gene Ontology annotation, biological process: signal transduction; protein dephosphorylation. The transcript is spliced from 13 exons. Gene Ontology annotation, molecular function: protein phosphatase activator activity. The record is from RefSeq and is a predicted model, not a curated record. The coding region runs from base 1076 to 2569 and encodes 497 amino acids. NCBI's taxonomy places the organism in Eukaryota, Metazoa, Chordata, Lepidosauria, Squamata, Sphaerodactylidae.